Molecule: messenger RNA, 2007 nt
Organism: Stereum hirsutum FP-91666 SS1
Lineage: Eukaryota; Fungi; Basidiomycota; Agaricomycetes; Russulales; Stereaceae
Product: alcohol oxidase
Exons: 21
Coding region: 29-1843 (604 amino acids)
Molecular function (GO): oxidoreductase activity, acting on CH-OH group of donors; flavin adenine dinucleotide binding
Source: RefSeq, a predicted model, not a curated record
CUUACUCUGAACACCCUCUUGGUCCAACAUGGCGACUAUCCCUCCUGUAUCUGCAGCUGAAUUCUUUGCUACUGACUUCGACUACCUCGUCGUUGGUGCUGGCACGGCGGGAUUGGCUGUCGCUGCAAGGCUCUCGGAAGACCCUCAUGUACACGUUGGCAUCAUCGAAGCUGGAGAGCUCGUACUUGAUAUGCCCGAGAUCAACAUACCCGGUAUGGUAGGAAAAUCUCUGGGAACCGACGUAGACUGGAAGUUCGCUACGGUUCCACAAGAACAUGCAGCCAAUCGUCAGAUAGGGCAACCUCGCGGGAAGGUCGUCGGUGGCUCUUCUGCAUUGAAUUUCGCAGCCUUGGGAAGGGCGUCUGCUGCGGAGUAUGAUGCGUACGAAACCUUAGGCAACAAUGGAUGGAACUGGGACGAAUUCCUGAAGUAUAUGAAGAAGUCCGAGAACUUUACUCCACCCCCUGGCGAUUUUGCUAUCAAGCAUAAAGCUGAUUAUACCGAUGAGUUCCACGGCCGUGACGGUCCGAUCCAUAAGACAUUCCCCAAUUGGAGCAAUGACUUGCACGUCCCUUUUGCAGAGGCAAGCGUAGCCUCUGGAGUACCAUACAAUAUCGACACGGGGUCUGGGCGCAACGGAGGGACAUAUACCGGUGCAUUCUGUGUAGACCCUAAUACCGCUACCCGCAGUUAUUCCACUACGGGAUAUUAUCUUCCCAACAUCGGAAGGAAGAACAUGUCCCUCCUUACCGGAGCACAUGUCUCGAAGAUCCUUCUGGACUCGUCCAGUGGAGAGGUCAUCGCCACGGGCGUCGAGUUCAUGAAGGAUGGAAAGACCACAGUGGUCAAGGCAAAGCGGGAGAUCAUCCUCGCCGCAGGCUCUUUCCAAACUCCUCAACUUCUGGAACUUUCCGGCACGUCGAUCUCACUUCGCAUCGGUAAAUCUGACGUCUUGAAGAAGUACGGAAUUGAACAAGUCCUCGAACUUCCAGUCGGCGAGAACCUCCAGGACCAUGCCUGGGUGUCCUUCGUCUUCGAGGUCGCCAACGACAUCACCACAUUCGAGUCGUUGGCGGAGUCUCCAGAUAUCGUGGCCGAGAACAUGCGCCUCUACCAAGAAGAGCGCAAAGGGAUGUUUUCGUCGGUAUUCUCCUCGUACAACUUCGCGCCAUUGCACUCGCUAUUCACACCUGAAGAGCUCAAAGCCUUCACGAAUGAUCUGGACCAAGCCUUCCCUGACACUCCUCUCGGUCAAAAAUAUCGUGCCCUGUACAAGGCAUGGGCCGAGGAUAAGGGGCAUGCCCAGCUGGAAAUACUUCAAACCCCCGGAUUCCUCAGUUUUGGGGCAGCUAGGCCGAAGCCCAACGUUCACUACAACACGUUCAUGGCGGGAAUCCUCCAUCCGCUGUCUCGUGGCUCAGUUCAUAUUGGAUCUUCCGAUCCUCUUGCUGCGCCUCUGAUCGACCCCGCUUUCCUGAAGGACCCGCGCGAUACUCGUCUUCUCGUCAAGUUGGUGUCGUAUUGCCGUGAACUAGCGGGAGCCGAUGCCUAUAAAUCGGCCAAUCCAGUACCAUACGACCCUCCCAACGACAUGGAUGGCGAAGAGCUAGAGAAAUGGGUUCGAAGCAUCGUUAGCUCCUUCUUCCACCCGAUUGGCACUGCGAUAAUGCUUCCGAAGGCGGACGGCGGAGUGGUGGACCCUGGGCUCAAGGUGUACGGUACGAAGAACUUGAGAGUGGCGGACGCCUCAGUCAUACCAUUUGUACCAUCUUGUCACAUCCAGUCCACCGUCUAUGCGAUUGCGGAAAAGGCCGCCGACAUCAUCAAGGCCGACAAUGCUUGAAUGAAGUACAAACGCAUCACGCGUAUUGCCAUCAGCGCAGUGGACGAGAGCCGAAGUGAUCGGCGGGGCAGCAUGACGCACUGAAAGAUAUGCAUGUAUGUAUCGCCUAGUAAGGACCUUUUGUUCAAAGACCGCGAGGAACAGAGACUAUAUGUGUUAUUUGC